UCAGAAAGCGACASAGAGGAGAAGAUGGCGGAGGUAGCUAACGAUGCAGAGCUACUCAAGGAGAAGGCAAAUAAGUACUUCAAAGAUAAAGACUAUGAGAAUGCCAUCAAGUACUACACAGAGGCCGUGGAGCUCAACCCACAGAAUGCCAUCUACUACAGCAACCGAAGCCUGGCRUACCUGCGCACAGAGUGCUAUGGCUACGCCCUGGCAGACGCUACGAAGGCCCUGGAGAUAGACAAAAACUACAUAAAAGGAUAUUACCGCCGUGCCACCUCCAACAUGGCACUGGGCAAGUUUAAAGCUGCACUUAAGGACUAUGAAACAGUAGUAAGAGUUCGACCGAACGAUAAGGAUGCAAGAAUGAAGUAUCAGGAAUGCAACAAGAUCGUGAAGCAGAAAGCCUUUGAGAGAGCCAUCGCCAGCGACGAGAAGAAGAAAUCUGUUGUCGACUCUCUGGACAUCGAAAACAUGACCAUUGAGGAUGACUACGUGGGGCCCAAACUGGAGGAAGGAAAGGUCACCCAGCAGUUCAUGAAAGAUUUGAUGGAUUGGUUCAAAGAUCAGAAGAAGCUGCACAGAAAGUGUGCUUAUCAGAUUUUAAUACAAGUUAAAGACGUUUUAUCCAAACUACCAAGUCUGGUUGAAAUCACAUUAAAAGAGACAGAAACAAUAACGAUCUGUGGUGAUACCCACGGACAGUACUACGACCUCCUCAACAUCUUCGAGCUGAACGGUUUACCCUCAGAGACCAACCCUUACCUGUUCAACGGCGACUUCGUGGACCGUGGUUCUUUCUCCGUCGAGGUCAUCCUCACCCUCUUCGGCUUCAAGCUGCUUUACCCCGACGACUUCCACCUGCUCAGGGGUAACCACGAGACGGACAACAUGAACCAGAUGUACGGGUUUGAAGGGGAGGUCAAAGCCAAAUACACGGCCCAGAUGUUCCAGCUUUUCAGUGAGGUCUUCCAGUGGCUUCCUCUGGCUCAGUGCAUCAACAACAAAGUGCUGGUGAUGCACGGAGGUCUCUUCAGUGAAGAUGGCGUCACACUGGAGGAGCUCAGGAAGAUCGACAGGAAUCGACAGCCUCCCGACUCAGGUCCCAUGUGUGACCUGCUCUGGUCGGACCCACAGCCUCAGAACGGCCGGUCCAUCAGUAAGCGAGGAGUGAGCUGUCAGUUCGGACCCGACGUGACGCAGAGCUUCCUGGAUCAGAACAAGCUGGAUUACAUCGUGAGGAGUCAUGAGGUCAAAGCUGAGGGCUACGAGGUCACCCACUCAGGGAAGUGCAUCACCGUCUUCUCAGCACCCAACUACUGUGAUCAGAUGGGAAACAAAGGAGCUUAUAUCCACCUCAGGGGAUCAGACCUCAAGCCAGAAUUUCACCAGUUCACAGCUGUGCCUCAUCCGAAUGUCAAGCCCAUGGCGUACGCCAACACGUUAAUGCAGCUGGGGAUGAUGUAGAGUCCACGCACAUCUGUCGGCCAUCUUUUAGACUCUGUCCUCUGKUCCCGGUCCAUCCUGCCCACCUCAGUCCCUCCGGUGCUCGGACGUGCCCCCCCCCCACCUGGUUCUGACGGGAGCAGAACUGCUCCUCUUCUCUGACUUCAAAGACGGGUCCUCCUGCACCAUCACUGAGUCAGACCCGCCUCCUUUCAGCUGCUUGAUGUUUUUAUCUAUAAACAUGUUUCAUUUAUCAGCAGAUGGGUUCUAAUAGCUGGUUUGUACCAAAGAUCUGUAACGAAAAUGAUUGUUCAGUUUUAGCAAAAAGGAACUUGUGACUAAAAGCGAGCGUUGUAACGUAGGUCUGCAGGAGCCUCGUGUCUCAGUGUUAGUCCAACCAGCCCACAGUAUGUCACUUUUUACUCAACAACAACACAAACCUGAGUAUUUUUAUCAAAAAAACCCUCUGGGUCCACUCAUAACGGUGCUGUUCACCAUCAGUGACGUGUUUUUUCUGCUACAGUUGAAGACGCCGCUGCUCCACCGUUCUCCUGCCACUCGCCCGGCAGCUCCUGCACAGUCCAGUCCCCCCCGAAAGUCCAAACGUCCAGAACAGUCCUGUCUAAAAACGCACAGCUCAACGUCUGACAACCAGUACACUGAUGUGUAUGUAUAUAUACUGUAUCAUUUAAAGAUUAUGUGUAAUGUUUGGAGAGAAAUGUUGAAUUAAAAAAAACGCUUCAGUGAUUUUAGAAACA
Molecule: messenger RNA, 2201 nt
Organism: Austrofundulus limnaeus
Lineage: Eukaryota; Metazoa; Chordata; Actinopteri; Cyprinodontiformes; Rivulidae
Gene: ppp5c
Product: protein phosphatase 5, catalytic subunit
Molecular function (GO): protein binding; hydrolase activity
Source: RefSeq, a predicted model, not a curated record